Molecule: messenger RNA, 1995 nt
Organism: Culicoides brevitarsis
Lineage: Eukaryota; Metazoa; Arthropoda; Insecta; Diptera; Ceratopogonidae
Product: sestrin homolog
Exons: 5
Coding region: 147-1469 (440 amino acids)
Biological process (GO): negative regulation of TORC1 signaling; cellular response to L-leucine; positive regulation of macroautophagy
Cellular component (GO): nucleus
Molecular function (GO): L-leucine binding; oxidoreductase activity, acting on peroxide as acceptor
Source: RefSeq, a predicted model, not a curated record
AUUUAAAAAAAUUAAAAUACAAAUGAUAUCAAAAACGGAAAAACGGACCAAGUAACAAAAAAAAAAGUGUAAAAAAACUUAAAAAAGUGAAUUGUGCAAUAAAUUAAUAAGAAAAAGCCGUGAAAAGCGGUUAAUUUGCAUCGCAUAUGUAUUCAAUGGUCGAGAACUUUACGGAAAUGGGCCAGAUCGGGCAAGAUUACGGCCUGAAGCAAUAUCUAAUGGAGAAUGAGACUCUGGAUCACGUUACGAAAGUAAUUGCAUAUCAUCCGCGUUACUUGGAGCACUAUUUGCGCACACAAAAUUUCAUCCUCAACUGUGAUGGGCCUCUGUCGGAGCCCUAUCGUCAUUAUUUGGCGAUCAUGGCAGCUGCACGUCAUAAUUGCUCGUAUCUCGUAGCGUUGCAUGAAAAACGUUUCUUACAAGCGCGCGGCGAUCCAAAAUGGUUAAACGGAUUGGAAUUCGUGCCGGCGAAGUUACGAGCUAUUUACGAAAUCAACAAAAUUCUGUGUCAUCGUCCUUGGCUGCUAAAUAAGGAGCAUAUUGAGCGACUCACAAAGGGAUCUUUCAAUUGGUCUUUGUCGGAAGUUGUGCAUGCGAUUGUUUUGCUUGCGCAUUUUCACUCGCUCGCUUCGUUUGUUUUCUCAUGCGGUCUAACUCAGGAAUUGGAUACACAAACAACAUCUAGUCACACAAUUUACAACAAUCUUUGCAAUCAGCAGCAGCAAAACGAACAGAUUAAUGGCGGAAGUCCUCCCUCGAUGAUGUCGAUGCUAAAUGGCAUGAAUGGAGGCGACGGGCAAUUCGCCAAAGUCGAUGCCCUCAUGGAAAAAAUGAAAGUUUUGUCGCAAAAGACGGAUGAAUGUAGCGAAACGGAACUCAGUAAUCGCUUCAAAAAUGUCGAAAUGCAGGCAGCUGAACUCCCCAUACAAUCAACAACCACCGAAGCACCAAAAAUUUACACGCAGUAUGUCGACGAUCCGACGUUCAAGUAUCAGGAUUUCACGAGACGCGGCGCCGAAAAUGUCCCGACGACAUUUCGCGUGCAAGAUUACUCAUGGGACGAUCAUGGCUUGUCGUUGGUGAGUCAACUUUAUAACGAUGUCGGAUAUUUGUUGGAUGAUAAGUUUCGCACUGCAUACAAUCUCACCUAUUAUACAAUUGCAGGACGUCAAAAUGUCGAUACCUCAAAGUUUCGUCGUGCCAUAUGGAAUUACAUCCAAUGUAUCUACGGAAUUCGACAUGAUGACUACGACUAUGGAGAAGUGAAUCAAUUACUUGAUCGCCCAUUGAAGAUGUUCAUUAAAACGGCCUGUUGUUUCCCUGAACGCAUCACAAAGAAGGACUAUGAUAGCGUGCUCGUCGAGUUACAACACAGCGAAAAGGUCCACGUUAAUCUCCUAAUUCUCGAGGCACGCAAUCAGGUAGAGCUUCUGUACGCACUCAGAGAAAUAAUGCGCUACAUGACAUGAUUACUGCCAUCAAUAACAGAACUUUAUUAUUAUUAUUUCACGUAUCGGAUAAGUAAGAAUGAUGUCGAAAAAAGUGUUUGUUAUAGUUUAAGACGCAAAAUUAGCUGUAAGAAGUUGAAGACGUUCACACGAUGACGAAGAGUAAAAAUAUCUGCGAUUAAUAACAAUUUUUUAUAUUUUAUAAUUUAAUGUUUAAAAUUUAUGUUUUUUUUUAACUUUAAAUAUGUAUGUUGUUCUAUGAAAUUUUUUCGAAAAUCGAUCAAAAUUAGUAUUUUUUUACAAAUUUAAAUAAAUAAUAUUUUUUGGCCAGUCUUGCAAUCAAAAUAAAAAAAUAAUAAUAAAUCGGUUUCAUACCCUCAGAGCUUUCUGAUAAAUAAAUAAUAUCUAUAUAAUUAAUGUUUAUAAUUAUUAUGUUAAAAAUGAAUAUUUUCUGUACCUUAGCAAGGAAAAAAUUUUAUAUGAAGAAAAACAAACAAUAUGUGAUUUAUUUUGUGAUUUUAAUUGUGCCAAAAAAAAGUAAUGAUGA